Silurus meridionalis is the source of this 2777-nucleotide messenger RNA. Its product is annotated as solute carrier family 2, facilitated glucose transporter member 4-like. Bases 339 to 1853 code for a protein of 504 amino acids. Lineage: Eukaryota; Metazoa; Chordata; Actinopteri; Siluriformes; Siluridae. Gene Ontology annotation, cellular component: membrane. The transcript is spliced from 11 exons. The record is from RefSeq and is a predicted model, not a curated record. Gene Ontology annotation, molecular function: hexose transmembrane transporter activity. Gene Ontology annotation, biological process: monosaccharide transmembrane transport.
UUGGGCGCAGGAACAGGACAGAAGAUGACCGGCUGUGGCGUUACUACGUGCAGCUCCGCAUUGAACAGCGCGGCAGGUGCACGAGGACGCGCACUAAGCCAAAGUGCGCGCGCGCGCACUGGACGGACACACAGCUAAAGUUGACACUUAGCGUCUGAACUCUGUCUUUUUAUUACUAGACUUUUUAAAUAAACUGGUCUGGAAUUACGUUUUUUUUAUUUCUUCACGUGGAUCGAGUGAGUAAGGAGGAGUUACUUUAAAAAGAAGACAAAAAAAAGGAAAGGAAAGAAAAGAAAAGAAAAGAAAAAAAGCCGAAGAGAAGCAGAAAAGAUUCAACCAUGCCGCCUGGAUUUCAGCAGCUUGGAGGAGACAGAAUAACAGGAACUCUUGCACUGUCAGUGUUUACAGCAGUUUUGGGCUCUCUUCAGUUUGGAUACAAUAUUGGAGUCAUCAAUGCUCCUCAGAAGAUUAUUGAAAAGGAUUACAAUUCAACAUGGAUACACCGUUACUCCAAUCCCAUUCCCGAGUCCACACUCACUUCUCUCUGGUCUCUCUCAGUGGCCAUCUUCUCUAUCGGGGGCAUGCUCUCCUCUUCCUUUUUGGGAAUCAUAUCAGAGUGGCUUGGCAGGAGGAAAGCCAUGCUUAUCAAUAAUCUCCUGGCUUUUAUUGGUGGAGGCUUAAUGGCAUUGUCUAAACUCUGCAGAUCAUUUGAAAUGAUGAUUUUAGGACGCUUUACGAUUGGCGCAUACUGUGGGCUGGCAUCAGGGCUGGUGCCCAUGUAUGUAGGUGAAAUAUCACCCACCAAUCUGAGAGGAGCUCUAGGAACUCUCCACCAGUUAGCCAUAGUCACUGGCAUUCUCUUUGCUCAGAUUUUAGGACUGGAGACAUUGCUGGGCAGUGAAGAGUUAUGGCCUGUGUUAUUGGGCAUUACAGUGAUCCCUACCGUCCUGCAGAUGGCAUUGUUGCCAUUCUGUCCAGAAAGUCCUCGCUUCCUUUACAUUGUCCGCUGCCAGGAGCACCAUGCCAAGAGCGGUUUGAGGCGUCUUACUGGACGUCUGGAGGUGAGUGAUGACCUGGCUGAGAUGAAGGAGGAGAAAAGGAGGAUGGACAUGGAGAGGAAGGUGUCGAUUGCCGAGCUUUUCCGCUCGCCGCUCUACAGACAGCCCAUUAUCAUAUCCAUCAUGCUGCAGCUCUCUCAACAAUUGUCAGGAAUCAAUGCUAUUUUCUACUACUCAACCAGCAUAUUCCAGAAUGCUGGUGUGGAGAGCCCAGUGUAUGCCACCAUUGGUGCUGGAGUUGUGAACUGUGCCUUCACUGUGGUCUCGCUUUUCUUGGUGGAGAGGAUGGGCCGACGGACACUGCACAUGCUAGGAUUGGCUGGAAUGUGUGGGUGCGCCAUAGUCAUGACAAUUGCCCUCAGCUUAUUGGAAAGUGUGCCAUGGAUGAGCUACAUCAGCAUGCUAUCUAUCUUUGGCUUUGUGGCCUUCUUUGAGGUGGGACCUGGACCCAUUCCUUGGUUCUUCGUAGCGGAACUGUUUUCUCAAGGGCCCAGACCUGCUGCCAUGGCCGUGGCUGGAUGUUCCAACUGGACAGCAAACUUUAUAAUUGGCAUGGGAUUCCAGUAUGUUGCCAACCUCUGCGGUCCCUACGUCUUCCUAAUCUUUGCAGCCCUCCUCCUGUUUUUUUUGCUGUUCACCUUCUUAUGGGUUCCGGAAACCCGAGGAAAGACCUUCGACCAGAUUUCUGCUGCAUUCAACCGCAAUCCUGAAAACAUGGAUAUGGAUCUAAACAUGGAUUUAGUAAAGCCCAGUACAGAGCUGGAGUAUCUGGGGGCAGACAGCUCAGAGCAGUGAGGUCCAGCAGCUAGAAGGAGAUUUGAUGAAGAAAUGCAUACUGGAACAGACACCUUAGCCUCACUGAUUUGGUUUAAGAGGAGCUGAAUGUAUAUGAAAGAAGGAAAGAUGACUUAAAACUGUCAUUGUUACAGUUUGGUCAGUCAGGUCCUUCAGGGAGACUUGGAUUACUGCACUUUAUAUUCACAAAAGUUUGACAAGAAAUGCCAGUUAUAUUUGUAUAUUUUUAUUUACACUGACCUACGAUGCUAGUUUCCUUUAAAUUAACAUUCAGGAUUAUUUUAAGAAUAAUCUUUAAAAGGUUUUUAUUUUUUUUUAAUUUUUAUUAUUCUAGCACAAAUAUUAGCUUACUUUUGAAAUAUAGGGACAGACCAAGGUGAAAAAUAAACCUCAAAACCACUCAAACAGAUGAAUUUUUAUUUGGAUGCUUCACUCUAAUGUUUGUGCUUUAAAUGUGUUAACAGUUAUCACUCAUAUAGAACUUGAAAUAAAUGAAUGGUUAUUAGAAUUAGACCAGAAAAGAAUAUAGAUGUGUAUUAGUGAUAUAUAUUUUAAUAAUUUUAAAGUCAUAUGUUGUUUGUCAAAUAUAUAUAUAUAUAUAUAUAUAUAUAUUCUAGAAGUUUUAGACUGGAGUUAGCAUGUUCUAUUUGCUGCAAACAACUGAUUUUAUGGGAGUCAGUCUCAGACAAGAUUUACAUUGGUGUUAUAAAAUGAGUUUAAAAAAAAAAAAAAAAAAAAAAACCCUAUACCUUUGGUAUUUGAUGCCAUGUUCAGUAUGUAUGCGUGUGUGUAAAGGUCAGAAUUAUAUUGUGGAAUUAAUAUACAAGUUCUAUCAGAGUAGUUUGACGGUACGUUGUGCACACCAAUUUCAGUGUUUGCAAUAAAAUGAACAAUGAGCUGUUUGAGCAGCCCUUUUUCCUGUUA